AUGUCUUUUUCAUCACUAUAUAAAACCUUUUUCAAACGAAACGCUGUUUUUGUUGGUACUAUCUUUGCAGGUGCCUUUGUUUUCCAAACUGUAUUUGAUACUGCUAUUACUUCAUGGUACGAGAAUCACAACAAAGGAAAAUUAUGGAAAGAUGUCAAGGCUCGAAUAGCUGCAGGCGAUGGAGACGACGAUGAUGAGUAA
Saccharomyces cerevisiae S288C is the source of this 201-nucleotide messenger RNA. It is a transcript of the gene QCR9, whose product is annotated as ubiquinol--cytochrome-c reductase subunit 9. Lineage: Eukaryota; Fungi; Ascomycota; Saccharomycetes; Saccharomycetales; Saccharomycetaceae. The transcript is spliced from 2 exons. Gene Ontology annotation, cellular component: respiratory chain complex III; membrane; mitochondrial inner membrane. The record is from RefSeq and is marked reviewed. Gene Ontology annotation, biological process: proton transmembrane transport; mitochondrial electron transport, ubiquinol to cytochrome c. Bases 1 to 201 code for a protein of 66 amino acids.